GGCAGACGGCCGGCCCCCUCCAAGGACUACUGCUGUCAGAGCAUUUACGGCCGUGCCGCCGUAAAGCGCUGGAGUGUGGCAGUCUGAGCAACCUGUCUUCGGAACCCCAGACCUGCUGGUGGUGAAAAUAAUUCAGUCCAAAAGAUGUUAGAUGGCUUUAAGCAAUGGCGGCAGCAGCCAGAGAAGGGACAGAACAAAGGGCUAGGAUCCCUUAAGAAUUCAAAACAAGGGACACAGCUCUCAGGUAUGUCAUGUAUAAAAGUGGAUUAAUUCCAUAUAAGUGAAAAUGGCCAAUUCUUUACGAGGAGAAGUACUGACUCUUUAUAAAAAUCUGCUGUAUCUUGGACGGGACUAUCCAAAAGGAGCAGACUAUUUUAAAAGGCGUUUGAAGAAUGUUUUCCUUAAAAACAAGGAUGUGAAGGACCCAGAGAAGAUCAAAGAACUCAUUGCACGAGGAGAAUUUGUAAUGAAGGAGCUAGAGGCCUUAUAUUUCCUUAGGAAAUACAGAGCUAUGAAGCAACGUUACUAUUCAGAUACCAAAAACUGACCAAUCACUGCCACCAGCCUAGCUGACAAUCAGUGCCAGCUGUUUGCCUGUACCAAUUAUUAUACAAUAAUUCAGUUUAAAAGGGCAAGAUACAUGUUUUUUUUUUAAAGUUUCCCUAUUGUACUAAUAUAGGUUUCAACCCUAUUGAUACUGAGAGCUUUGCCCAUAAUCCUUUAUUAUUGAAAUAGUAACAUUAGCACCUUUCAGGAGAAUACAAUUUUGAAAGAAAAUACAUCUAAUUUUUUAACAUAUUAUAGCCAAGUAUUCUAUUUCUUCAUUUACUGAUGAGAUUGUCAUUAGCAAAUGGUGUCUGAUAGGCCUGCCUGCCCUUUAGUUUGUGGAGUGUCUUUGUUUUUGGUUUUGUUACUCCAUCUAGUAUACUGAAGUGCAUUUUCAAGGCUCUCUACAGACACCUCAAAAUGAUUUGAAUGCAGUUACCAAAAUGAGACAUGUGAAGGUGGCUUCGAUCUUGAGCUGCCAAGCAGAAAACUAGCAUUAUGUAGUUAUUAUUCCCAUUACCCUUUGUGCUGCUGGCCUGCCUUAGGUUCCUAAUCUGCUUCAACUGGCCUCCAUGUAGAGUGGUAAUGCUCCUCUAUCUGUGCCAUUAAAGCUGGUGCAUUCUGUGCAGUGGUUAAGAGCACUGACUGCUCUUCCAGAGGUUCCAAGUUCAAUUCUCAGCAACCACAUGGUGACUCACAACCGUCUGUAAUGGGAUCUGAUGUCCUCUUCUUCUGGUGUGUCUGAAGACAGUUACAGUGUACUCAUAUAAAUAAAAUACAAAAAUAAACCUUAAAA
This is a messenger RNA of Rattus norvegicus (Norway rat), 1342 nucleotides long. It is a transcript of the gene Etfrf1, whose product is annotated as electron transfer flavoprotein regulatory factor 1. Bases 287 to 547 code for a protein of 86 amino acids. Gene Ontology annotation, cellular component: mitochondrion. The record is from RefSeq and is marked validated. Lineage: Eukaryota; Metazoa; Chordata; Mammalia; Rodentia; Muridae. Gene Ontology annotation, molecular function: enzyme inhibitor activity. The transcript has 4 exons. Gene Ontology annotation, biological process: negative regulation of oxidative phosphorylation.